GUGUAGAUUUAGACUUUAGAGGCGGUUGUGUUUCAUUGUUUUAGUAUUAGUUAAAUAAAAUUUUAUAAAUUAAUAGUAGUUAAAGGAAGUCGAAAAUGCCAACUCGCAAUAUACAAGAAUUCGAAUUAGACACUAAACCUCUAAAGAAAACGACAAAACAAAAGUUUUCAGAUUUCUUUUAUAAUGAAGAAUCGGGAGCAUUUAUGGGAAGAACUCCUGAAAGUUGGGGUAAACUUCUGCUAUUCUACUUUAUAUUCUACUCAGUCCUGGCGUCUCUGUUCUUCAUCUGCCUGGCGACGUUUCUCCAGCACUUCAUCAACCCUCGUGUUCCAAGGCUGCAGCAGGACUACAGUUUAAUCGGAUCAAGCCCAGGUCUAGGAUUCAGGCCUCUGCCCCCUGAUGUACGGAGUACGCUCAUCUGGUACAAAGGAACUGGUUAUGAGAGCUACAAGUAUUGGGAGGAUCAGCUUAUAGAAUUUUUGUCAGACUAUAAAAAGAAGGGUCAGACUGCCGGUACCGGUCAGAAUAUUUUCAACUGUGGCUUUAAGAAUCCACCUGGUCCCGGCCAGGUGUGCGAUGUGGACAUCCGCGGUUGGGAACCUUGUAUUGAGGAAAACCACUUCAACUACCACAAGUCCGCGCCUUGCAUCUUUUUGAAGCUUAACAAAAUAUACGGAUGGCGGCCGGAAUUUUAUAACGAGACUAGUUCUCUGCCAGAAGACAUGCCCGAAGACCUGCAAUCACAAAUCAGGAACAUCACCGACUACAAUCGUGAUUAUGCAAAUAUGGUGUGGGUAUCCUGCCAUGGGGAGACUCCAGCUGACAGGGAAAAUAUCGGUCCCAUAAGAUACAUACCGUACCCUGGUUUUCCUGGUUAUUUCUAUCCGUACAACAAUGCAGAAGGUUAUAUGAGUCCGUUAGUUGCUGUGCACCUUAUACGGCCUAAGACUGGCAUAGUAAUCAACAUUGAGUGUCGCGCAUGGGCGAGGAACAUCCAGUACAACAGAAAGGACCGCCUUGGGGUUGUUCACUUUGAGCUCAUGCUUGAGUAGACCUUCUUUGUCUUUGUUUUUCGGUCUUUCAAAAGACCAAAGCUUAAAAAGUCAAUUACAGUAUAAAUUUAAAGUAUAGUAUAUGGUUACUAUUGAAGUACCAGUGAUUUAAGUAUGGUCUACUGGAAUGACCAGAUAUGGUAAUAGAAUGUCUUUGUGCUUUGGUCUUUCCAGAAGACCAAAAUUUGUAUAUUCAAAUUCAAUACAAAUAUUUAAUACCUAUGG
Molecule: messenger RNA, 1277 nt
Organism: Melitaea cinxia (Glanville fritillary)
Lineage: Eukaryota; Metazoa; Arthropoda; Insecta; Lepidoptera; Nymphalidae
Product: sodium/potassium-transporting ATPase subunit beta-2-like
Exons: 6
Coding region: 96-1052 (318 amino acids)
Biological process (GO): intracellular sodium ion homeostasis; sodium ion export across plasma membrane; potassium ion import across plasma membrane
Cellular component (GO): sodium:potassium-exchanging ATPase complex
Molecular function (GO): ATPase activator activity
Source: RefSeq, a predicted model, not a curated record